UUAAAAAUCAAACAAUGAUAUUUGAACAUAAUAUGGUCACCAUCAUUAAAAAUUAUGUUUUUUUCUUCCGUGGCAACGCAUGGACUUUUUGCUAGUGUAAUUACAAUGGGAGGACCAGCCCACCACCGCAACCUCUCCUCCUACCUCCGUUACAGUGGUGGCACAUGGGGUGGAGGCUACCCGCCAUGGCCAUAGGCCACGCACCGGCCAUCCGGCGGCCUCCGUGGAGGUUAAGAGCACUACCCCGCACUCCCCCGGAAACCCUAGUCCACACUUCUCCCCGCCCUCGCUUGCCCUCGCCGUUUCCACUCGAGCCCGAGUCGCUGUCGCCACGCUCGUCGUCGAUCUCGUGGCACCGCCGUCCCUCGUCGGACCAGCACGUCGAGGAGGACAGCCAUCGUCUACUUCUUCCAUCCCGGGCAUCAAGUCGAGCGGGGCCGCCUCAUACGCAUGCCAUUGAGGAUGUUUCCAUCGCGUACAUCGCCGUUGUUCGUCGCCGUUCCCCGCUGCUCUGUGCCAUCCCCGGCCUUUCCGACCUUGCCAUCGAGCUCCUGAUGAUGGAGCCCAGGAGAUGGCAUAUCCCACCGACAACGACCACUACCCCGACGGUGCCUACUACUACAUGGAGACUUCUGAGUAGUUUAGGAGGUUCCUAGGCAGGAGGCCUCGCCUUGUUCGAUCUAUGUAUUUUUUGUGCCAUGCUUCUCUAAGGGAUUAACUUGUUUUA
Molecule: messenger RNA, 727 nt
Organism: Hordeum vulgare subsp. vulgare (domesticated barley)
Lineage: Eukaryota; Viridiplantae; Streptophyta; Magnoliopsida; Poales; Poaceae
Exons: 2
Coding region: 165-656 (163 amino acids)
Source: RefSeq, a predicted model, not a curated record